Molecule: messenger RNA, 654 nt
Organism: Recurvomyces mirabilis
Lineage: Eukaryota; Fungi; Ascomycota; Dothideomycetes; Mycosphaerellales; Teratosphaeriaceae
Exons: 1
Coding region: 1-654 (217 amino acids)
Source: RefSeq, a predicted model, not a curated record
AUGCAGUCGAACAACAUCUCGUCGCGAGCCGCCAGCAACCAGAAAAGCAGCGCCUUGCUCAAACUCCCACCAGAACUACGCAACAUCAUCUACCAGUACGUCUUCGAAGUUACCGCUGCAGAUGGACUAGUCGACGUCUUCGCCACCUCUCCACCCGAAGCCACCAUUCUCCAGUGCUGUCGCCAGAUUCACACCGAAUCACACGGUCUUCACCAGCAAAUGGUUCGAAACUACUGGUCCGAGACAAAGUUCGUGGUCCGACCAUCAAUGGAGGAUCAAACGGAUACUCCUCUCCGCGACGAGGACUUGGCGCAUGUUGUCCAGAUCGAAGUCCUGUGUUCCGCCCACAGCGUGGAUACUAGCGAUAGAACCACCGACUCCAUUGGACUCUUCGAACUGCUUCUCGCGUUCCGCGGACCCAUGGACACGCUUUUAGCCUUCAAGCGCGAUGAAUACGGACGCUGGCUAGCCCUUGAUAAGGCCUGGUCAACAGAUCAGUCCCCACGAUAUCUAGGAACUGUUAAGACGCCUGGAUGCUCCAAGAUUUAUUUCGAUCUUAUCGAUGAAGACGAUGCUCCUUUGCGAAAGUGCUUGACGGCCGAGGAAGUCGUGACCAUACGCACGAUUGCGUACGGCUCAUGUAAGCGACGAUGA